This is a messenger RNA of Cylicostephanus goldi, 324 nucleotides long. The record is from the annotation of a GenBank genome assembly. Lineage: Eukaryota; Metazoa; Nematoda; Chromadorea; Rhabditida; Strongylidae.
GUGAACGAUUCGUCUUAUCUUUGCAAAAUCGAGCUGGAGGUUGACAAUCCAGGAUGUACGGAAAACAUCGAAAGAAACUUUUGUCGCAUGCUCGGAUUGAGGCCGACAUCAUCCCAUUUGUCAUCAUGUAAUAUGGAGUUCGAAACGGCUGAUGAUGCAUCUUCGGUCGCUUCUGAACACUCAAAUGGUAGAUACUCACCUGCUGCUGAUCGCAGACAUGGCGGACGACAUCGUCUCACCAAUGUGAGAAAGAGGAGAGGGGAGGGAGAAGGAUCAGUGAUCACUUUGAUCGCGGAGAUCUGCGCCGCUGGAGUUAGAGAAUAA